AUGCAGCUUAACGAUAGCGCGACGGUCAAACCCGCCGAGUCGGCCCUGUUAAGCCGCCGCCGCCGUCGCAAGUCACUCCCUUCACGCGGCCAGGGAGGAACAUCAGCCGAUCCAACGUCGCCUGAGGUCAUCUCAUCGUUGAUCUCGUCCCUCUCCACCAUCUCCGUGCCCCUGAACUCGCAUUUCGACAACGUGCCCCGGAUCGACUCGAAGGACUCCUCCGAUCCAGGAUUGCCCGAGGUGCCACACACGGCACCGUGUUUCACUAUCCCUCCGUCCCAGAAUGGCUUGGGAUUUGGAAUGAGCUUCGGCACUCAUCUCGAGGAACCAGAACCCGCGGACAGUCCAUUCUUGCAUCCAGAUGAUGCUGCACUGUCACCCGUCAUUCGCAUGGCCAGAGCGCCCCCGUCUCCGAAAUCUCCCAAAUCGCCUAGAUUCAAGCCUUUUAGUAAACAAAACGACUCAUCGGCCCGACCUGCAUCGAGGGACUCGUAUUCGUCGGUAAGGGUUCCAGAAGAAGGCCCUGUGUUCGGCACAAUCAGUACGGAACCCGGUCCCCGCCUCUCAACCGCGGUUAGCGUCGCCUCUAAUAGCUCGGGAGGUCGGACCAGAAGUCUGAAAGGCACAUUUGGAUUGCUCAGGAAAUCAUCAUCCCGGGAUUUAUCUGGGGACAAGGACACUCCGCUCGAACGCCUGCGGAAGACGACCAGCCUCAACGACGGUUUGCGACACAUGCCUCGCAGUCGCGCUAGUCUGCGUUCUUUGCAUUCAAUGGCGGAUGUGGCCGAGGAGGGACCCAAAGACUCGAGUGAUCGUCAUGGGACGAGCACACCUCCCUCCAAAGAGCAUCCCUCGGUUCAAAACACACCGGACAAUCACAACAAUCCCGGGGGAAUAGGAAGCGGUAGGAUUAUUCCCACUCGCGAUUCUUCCCUUCGACACCGACACAGUCAAUCCUCAGGGAGACGAAGAUCUGCUCGUCAUAGUCGAUACCCCUCUACUGCCAGCAAAGAGUCGACCGCGGACAAUGGAUUGCCAGGCACGAGUAAUGACGCCGAGCAGGUGACCCGGAGGAUUCAGGAGUUGAAAGACCAACAACAGAAAAUCAAGACAGAGUUGGAAGUCGACGACAGCCCUGGGAAGUCCACAAGGACCUCGGUGAAGCAGUCAAAACCUCCCCGCAGCACUAGUCAAAUUGAUAAAAACCGGGGGACCCCGAACGGAACUCCGAACGGGUUAGCUAGAGUUGAACGUUCUGUCUUGAAUGAUAGCGCACCAUCACCUUCCGUCAUGACCGGUAAAAGUCGAACUGCAAAAACUGGAGGCCCAUUGGCAUCGAAGCCUACCAACUUUGCCCCUCAGAUGCCGAAGUCACCGUCCGAUAAGCUCGAUCACGAAAAGUCACGAUACAGGACAUCUCUGGAGCCCGUUUCACCUACCCCAGGCCAUCGUCGAACACCUUCAGGCCCAAGCAUUACUGGUCGCACCUCGACCACUCACGAUCGACCAUCCAGUGCUGAUUCAAUUGAUCUGGCCGUCGAAGACUACACCUUCUCUCCGAAGCUGACUCAGAAGGUAGUACAUCCUGCCUCAGGUCGUAUUAUCGCAUUCUCUGAGGUAGGCGACCCUAAAGGUCAUGUCGUUCUGUGUUGUCUCGGCAUGGGUCUCACCCGCUAUCUUCCGGCAUUCUAUGAUGAAUUGGCUCGGACUCUCAACCUGAGACUGGUAACUCUGGACCGCCCUGGUGUUGGUGAGAGUGGGGCACAUCAACUUGACGAACCGAGCAACCCCCUCAGCUGGCCUGAUGACGUUGCUAUUGUUUGUAACUAUUUACGAGUCACUAAAUUCUCCAUUCUGGCCCACUCUGCCGGAGCAAUCUAUGCCCUGGCUACAGCUCUUCGAAUCCCACAGCAUAUUCGCGGACGUAUCCAUCUUCUCGCCCCUUGGAUUCCUCCUUCUCAACUCUCUAGCCUUGGCUCUCAAAAGGAACCGGCCCCAACUAACGCAGUACCUUACUCGCAACGCAUCCUUCGUGCUCUCCCAACAUCUCUCCUCAAGGUGGCCAACACCAGUUUUAUGAGCGCCACUAGUGCAAGCAUCACGACAAGUCUUCCCAAAUCUCCCAAACGAGUCAAACGCAAGGCUGUUAAAGAAACACCGAUCGCCGAUACAGACUCUGUUGCGCAAGAUAUAGCCGAGGCUCAAUCCCAGAAAGAGAACCCCGCGCCACUGGGUGGCGUGAAGCCAUCCAAUAUUGCCCAUGCCUCGUAUAGAAAGAGUGACGCAACCAUUGGGUCUCGUGCAAAGUCUCCCGAGGAGGAGCGUGAACGACAGCAAGACUAUGAUACACGGCUCACACACAGGAUCUGGGAACUUGCCACCGCCAACGCCAACCCGGCGGUUGAUCUUUUGAUUUGUCUGGAACGCCGUCAAACCAUCGGCUUCCGCUAUGUUGACAUUACCCGAUCUGUGGUGAUCCACCACGGCAGCAAGGAUACCCGCGUGCCCGUGGAGAAUGUCAAUUGGCUGGGCAAGACCAUGCGGCGCUGCGAGGUGCGGAUUCUUGAAGGCGAGGGCCACGGUCUCAUGGCCUCAGCCGGCGUGAUGGGCAGUGUCCUCACGGAGAUUGCCAAAGAGUGGGAAGACUGGACGACUAUCGUUCAGGGCAAGCGUCGGGCAACUGCUCAUACCAGCCGACCUGGUCUUUCCAUCCACACCUGA
Messenger RNA from Penicillium pulvis, 2721 nucleotides. Its product is annotated as alpha/beta fold hydrolase. NCBI's taxonomy places the organism in Eukaryota, Fungi, Ascomycota, Eurotiomycetes, Eurotiales, Aspergillaceae. The coding region runs from base 1 to 2721 and encodes 906 amino acids. The record is from RefSeq and is a predicted model, not a curated record. The transcript has 2 exons.